Messenger RNA from Phoenix dactylifera (date palm), 3718 nucleotides. RefSeq names its product SWIB/MDM2 domain superfamily protein. The record is from RefSeq and is a predicted model, not a curated record. Lineage: Eukaryota; Viridiplantae; Streptophyta; Magnoliopsida; Arecales; Arecaceae.
UUGUCAUCCGGGUUAGGUCGCUGAAAGCUUCAAACUCGAGGCCGACACGGUUUUAGGGUAUUGCUCCGGUUUGUUCGGGACGUGUUGAAGCAUCGGCGGAAGGGCGAGAUGGUGGUUGCGAGGAAGGCCAUGCGGGAAUGCCCGAAGAAGGUGGCGAGCCUGAUCGACCUCGCCAACCUCCCCUCAACGCUCAGGGAAUUCGCUGGCCAGUCCCAGAUGUCCCACCUCUCCUUCUUCAUCCGCGUCUGGUCCCACAUCAAGUCCAACAAUCUCCAGGAUCCAAACAAUAAGAACAUAGUUAAUUGUGACGACAAGUUGAAAAAUAUAUUGCUGGGAAAGUCUCAAGUCGAGCUUGCUGAACUUCCGAUGCUUAUCAAACUCCAUUUUCCCAAAGCACCAAAAUAACUGAUAUCAUGGAAGCAGACAAUGGACUUAUUGGCAGCAUAAUGAUGAAUGCUCAUGGUGUUGCUAAUGCGAAUUUGUACUAUUUGAUGGUGUUUCUGUUGCUGGCUUCUGCCUCUCAACUCUCAAAGCUGUCUUCCCACACUUGUCAUGCUUCUCAGGUCCUUCCACUUCAAGGUUUCAAGAUAUUCUCAGAAGACGAUCGACCAAGUUAAUCUUCAAGUGAUGGCUCUGAUAGAUUAAUAGUUGGUGGUGAAGGACAUGAUUAAUAGAUUCCAAGGGUUUCAGAUGCUGUUUUUUCACUUGUUUUGUAGUCAAUGGACUAUAAUAUUUGAUCAUGUUUGGAGUCGCGAAGUAGCUCAUGUUGCAUUACAUGGAGGCUAGCUUUUAUGUCAUCCUCUUUUUUCUUAUUAAACUUUGUUCUCUUAUAUGAAGAAAGGAUUUUAUUUAUUCCAUACUUGGGAUGGUGUUUUUCACUUGUUUUAUAGUCAAUAGACUAUAAUAUUUUAAUAUUUGAUCAUGUUUUGCAGUCAUGAAGUACAGUCAUGUUGCAGUAUGUGGAGGCAACCUUCUAUGUCAUCCUUUUUUUCUUAUUAAACUUUGUUCUCUUAUACAAAGAAAGGAUCUUAUUUAGUCCAUAUCUAGUUUCCAUGAAGUUGGGGGAUUGUUAUGGGAAGGUUAGAUGGAAUUCACUACUUUUUUUAUGAUUGUUGUCGUUGGAUCUUUAUUUGUUAUGAUAUUUGUCGUGACGUUGUCAUCAUAAGAUAUUUAUGUCGUAUCUCUAUUUUUCAUAUGCUUUCAUAUUAGAAACUUAUUGCUUAUUUCUAUAGUCAACAUGCCCUGGUUAUGUUGCCGUUCUCGAGGAAGGAGCUUUACGACACUUUCUUACUCACCUGUAUUAGAUUAUUCUGGAGAGAAGGCGAAAUAUGUCACCCUUCAUUGAGUAAUUCAUUCUAUGACUUGCAAUCACCUGUCUUAUGAUUAAAUCAAUCGCUAUCUAAAGCAAUUGCUUAUUAGCAAGAAGCUUUGUUCAAUCAAGUGGGCUAGUUUUACAUGAUAGUAUUUUGAGCAAGGUAUGCCGAAUUGUGCCGAACCAGCCGGUUCAGAGCAAAGCCGAACUGGACCAAUCGGUUACCGGCAUGAUUCAGCUUCUUUAGAAUGGUUAUAAACGGUGAGUCUCUCGUCUCUGUUCACAGCCCUUGUCCCACUAGGAGCCCUCGUCCUCAUCAACGAUGACAAUCCAGAUGAGUCUUCUUCUCAUUCUUUCUCCCUCUCUUCCUCUCUUUCUAUCCUCGUCGUCGGAUUUGGAGUUCUCGAAGCUCCUCGCGACAGCCUCGGCCUCUCUCUCUCUCCUUCCUUCCCUCUCCUUCGUCACCCCCUCUCGCUCUUCCUCCCUAUCUUCUUGAAGUUCCCCAUCAAGGGGUCCUCGGCCUCUCUCUCUCUCUCUCUCCCUCCCUCUCUCCGCCUCCGUCUCCUUCUUCCUCUCCCCCCUCUCCCUCUUGGUGUACUUCAACAUGGUAUGGUAUGGACCUAUAGGACUAGACUGGUUGCUGGCCAGUAUGAGGCUCGGUACUAGUCUGGCAAACCUUGAUUUUGAGCAUGCUAUUUGUUCUGUUUGGUGGCAUGUCAGAAGAGUGGCGCUAUAUUGAAGAUCUGCACCAACAAUAGUUCCAACUAUGAGGUAUUUAAUGUAUUUUUACCCUAAGUUUAUGAAUCUAAUGUCCUUUUUUCUCUUUUUCUAGUGGGGUGGGUGGGUUAAGGAAUCAAUGAACCUAGUUUUUAUCUGAUUAAAAGAUUUGCUAAUAUUUGUGCAUGUGGACUACGUGUACAGUUUUUGUCACCUGAUCUGGUUUUUAUGUUAAUGGAAUAUUGAAUUCAAGCACUUUCUUCCCUCAUGCUUUAAUGUUUAAUUUCUUCUCGUUCACUAUUUAUUUUCAUGUGUAUGUGGAUUCAUAAGGUUUUUGGGUGGUGUUACUUGUUUUGUAGUCAAUGGACUAUAAUAUUUGAUCAUUGGUGGUUGUCGUGAAGUACAAUCAUGUUGCAUGACGUGGAGACUAGCUUUUGUGUCAUCCUUUUUUUCCUUCAUUAAAAUUUGUUCUCUGAUGCAAAGAAAGGAUUUUAUUUGUGCCAUAUUUGGUUUCCAUGAAGCUGGGGGAUUGUUAUGGGAAAUUUAGAUGGAAAUCACUACCAUUUUUUCUAAUGAUGUCAUUAGAGCUUUGUUUGUUAUGAUAUUUGUCGUGAUUUUGUCAUCAUAAGAUAUUUAUGGCAUAUCUCUCUAUUUUUUAUUUGUUUUCAUAUUAGAAAAUUAUUGCUUAUUUCUAUGGUCAAAGGGCCUGGGUUAUGUUCACAUAGUAUUUACAUGAUAGAAUUUGAGCAUGCUAUUUAUUUUGUUUGAUACAGCAUAUAUGCUUUUGACCUUCAUAGAUACAUUUACUUUUACUGAUUGAGCAAUUGAGUAAUUUAGCGAUUAAUGUGAGCAACUAGAAUUUACAUCUUCUGCUAUGUUCUAUGUGAUAUAAUGAAUUGUAUCUCAGGAUUAGGAGCUAUGGUUCUUUUUCAUAUAUAUGAUCUUACUUUGGUCCAUCUUCAUCUUUAUAUGUUAUGUUAUCUUAAUUAUUUUGUUCACCUAUUUUAGUAUCUUCCAUCUUGCUAUCUUCUUCCUUAGUCUGUACUAUAAUAUCAUGUACUUUCUAUUUUAUUGGAAGUUUGGAACCUUAGUCCUUGAAUUACCUGCAGACUGAUACUCUUCUCCAAUUUGUGGUGCUUUGGUGGCUCUGGAUGAUUAUAUCUAUAGUUCCUUUAGCAUGCAAAGAGAUAGGUUUUCUUCUUUUGUUUUAGUUAAUCUAGAAGUUAGGGGUUGCGUAGACCUUUUUUUGUGUUUUAUUAUCAUGUUAAGGACAGAUUUUCAAAUGUUUGGUUUUUUCAUAUUAUUUAAAAAAAUAUAUCUUAGAUCGUAAUGCUUCAGGCCUCAUUUAUCAUGUACCAUUUAUGUAUUCUUAACUCAAAUUAUAUGUUGUUGGAUAUUAAUGCCUCUUCAGUUCAAAGUACAUAAUCUUUUGCUUGACAUUUCAGUUUUAGUUUAUAAAGUUCUCAUUCCUUAUCAUGUUCUAUUUGAAUAGAGUUUUCUUGUUCUUUGUUACACUUUUACUGCUUCAUGCAUUUACUUGUUCAGAUUGUGGGAGCAAACUUGUGAGGAUUCUAUUUGAUUCCUUGAAUGGUGUCUCGGGAUCAAGAAAGGGCUUAUGAUAUAUGACCUUAGGUUCUUUUGUCUUGUUUUGAAUUUACAUAGCAAAUGACAAAUUUUUCUAACAAUUUU